Lytechinus pictus (painted urchin) is the source of this 1026-nucleotide messenger RNA. Its product is annotated as fatty acid-binding protein type 3-like. The record is from RefSeq and is a predicted model, not a curated record. The coding region runs from base 385 to 774 and encodes 129 amino acids. NCBI's taxonomy places the organism in Eukaryota, Metazoa, Echinodermata, Echinoidea, Temnopleuroida, Toxopneustidae. Gene Ontology annotation, biological process: fatty acid transport. Gene Ontology annotation, molecular function: fatty acid binding. Gene Ontology annotation, cellular component: cytosol; nucleus. The transcript is spliced from 4 exons.
AUAAAAUUUGUAUAGCGUGAUAUUGUACGAAUUUAGAUAAUGAACAUCCGCAUUAUCGUUAUAUUCGUGAAUAAGAAAUUAAAAUAAGAAACCAAUAAUCAAUUUCAAGAGGCUUAUAUAUACCAGAUCAAAGGUGAAUUUUGGUGAGAGCUAUGCACUCUUGUGUUGGUUAUCUUGUGGCUUUGUUAAUCACGUUCCUUGAUUAUGACUUCGAGGACCAACGCUUCCCUGUUUGCCUGGACCCUGGACCAAUAGGAAAGAAGACUGGAACUCGAUAAAUACUUGCCUCGCAGAGAGCUCGUCCCCACACCUCCAACAAACGGUCCAGCCUUCAUCAUCUCUUCUCAUCUUUCUCCCAGUUGAUUAAGAAUCCAUUCAUUCACCAUGCCUAGCUUCGCUGGAAAAUGGAAACUCGCCAACCACGAUUCCUUGGAUGCUGUCCUCGACAAGCUUCAGAUUCCCGCCGACAAGCGCCCUCCCGGUCAAAUCCCACAGCUGGACAUCAGCAUCAAACAGGAUGGUGACAACUUCGAGAUCAGCACCACGGCACAACGUGGAACACGCACGACCUCUUUCGCCGUAGGAUCACAGUUCGAGACAGAGCUCCUAAUGGGCACCGUGACCGUCAAGGUAACUGCAUCAUGGGAUGGUGAUAGUCUGGUCCUUACCGGCGAGAAGGGCGCCAAGCUCAUCCGCCAGAUCGUCGGAAGUCAACUCGUCUCAACCAUCGACGUCGGCGGGACCGUCGCCAAAUUCUACUUCAACAAAGCUUAACUUGAUAGACAUCAUGUCGUCUGCAAUAUGCCUUUGAUGAACAAAGACUGUAUAUAAUUGUAAAAAUCAUCUCAUCUCACGAAUUUAAAAUUAUCAGCACUAUUUUUGACUGAAUUCUCGACAACCUCUCAAGGUUAUACCAAUAUUUCAGCAUCUUACCACAUGCUGGACAGCUUUCCGGGAUCUCAACAUAACUAUCAUCAUUAAUACUUGAAUGGACCGUUUGUAAAUAAAUUAGCAAUAUAAAGUUAA